Harmonia axyridis is the source of this 3429-nucleotide messenger RNA. It is a transcript of the gene Parp1, whose product is annotated as poly [ADP-ribose] polymerase. Gene Ontology annotation, cellular component: nucleus. The coding region runs from base 191 to 3148 and encodes 985 amino acids. NCBI's taxonomy places the organism in Eukaryota, Metazoa, Arthropoda, Insecta, Coleoptera, Coccinellidae. Gene Ontology annotation, molecular function: DNA binding; zinc ion binding; NAD+ poly-ADP-ribosyltransferase activity. The record is from RefSeq and is a predicted model, not a curated record. The transcript has 14 exons.
GGACUUAUACAAAAUUUCCCGCGUAUUAGUUGACAGAUCGUAAAACGAAGUUCCGGUCAACAUAAAAGAUUAUUUGUUAUUUGAAGGAUCCAGAUAUUUGGUAUGAAAAGGUGUUUGAUUUGAAAGUUUGUUGUAGUAAUAUAAAUCAUCAACAGAUUGAUUAAUCCGAAGAUAAAGUAACUAAGGCAUAAUGGAUUUGCCUUACAGAGCAGAAUAUGCUAAAACUGGUCGUGCCGGUUGCAAAGGAUGCAACUCUCCAAUUGGUCAGGGAACUCUUCGUAUAGCUGUUAUGGUUCAGUCUCCGGUAUUUGAUGGAAAAAUUACCAAGUGGUACCAUGAAAUGUGCUUCUUUAGUAAGCAGAGACCCAAAACUGUAGACGAUAUAGAAAAUUUUGAAACUCUUCGUUUACCAGAUCAAGAGAAAAUAAGGGAAAAGAUAGCUGCUGCUGGUAGUGUGAUAUUGCCUGAAAAGAAGGGAAGAGGCAAGAAGAGAGAUGCUACUGCUGCAGCUUUGAAAAAUGCAGCACUCAAAGAUUUUCUUAUUGAAUAUUCUAAGUCAAGUAGAGCUACUUGUCGAGGCUGUGAACUCAAAAUAAUGAAAGAAGAAAUUCGAAUCUCUAAGAAAGACUUUGAAACAGAAGUUGGCAAAAAAUAUGGAGGUCAAGAUAUGUGGCAUCAUCUUUCAUGUUUUGCCAAGUUGCGUUCUGACCUGAGGUUUUAUGAGGCAGCUUCUGCUUUGCCUGGGUUCAAAUCCUUGUCUAAAGAGGAUCAAAAAGAGGCUUUGAAACAAAUUCCUGCUAUCAAGCAAGAAGAUAUUCCAGAGGAAGUGAAGAAACCAAAAUUAGAGGAACCCACAGAAGAAGAGAAAUUAUAUAAAGAGCAUUUGACUGUUCUUUAUAAGUAUAGAGAUCAACUGAAGAAAAUGACUAAGGGAGAGAUGACAGAUUUAUUGGAAUAUAACGAUCAAGAAAUACCUUCGGGGAAAGAUGCGAUUCUGGAUCGAUUAGCUGAUAUCAUGACAUUUGGUGCUCUUGAGCCAUGUAAAGUAUGUCACGGUGGUCAAUAUGUUUAUAACAAACUUGGUUAUAUAUGUCAUGGAGAUUUAACUGAAUGGAGUAAAUGUAACAAUAUCACGAAAACUCCAGCUCGAAGACCUUUCAAAGUACCUAAGGAACUCGAAAAAGAAUAUUCAUUCUUGAAAAGAUACAAAUACGUUCCCAGAACAAGAAUUAUCAAAGAUGUCAGUCCUACAGGUGCUGUGAAGAAAGAAGAUGAAGCUGAUGACAAACCUAGGGUAGAAAGAGAAGCUCCAGCUUUGUAUAAUAUGCAAUUUGUUAUCUUGGGAAAACCUCAAAGAGGAAAAGAUGAGCUCAAGAAACAAAUCACAAAACUCGGUGGGAAAGUUGUUACUAGUAUUAAUGAAAACAUCAUGGCUGUGAUAGCGUCUGAGGAAGAUGUAGAAAAGAUGGGCUCUCGAAUGCUAGAUGUUAGAUCGAAGGAUAUUCAAGUUGUGCCAGAAUCCUUUGUAGAUGACGCAGUUGGUAAAGCGGGAAAAAUUCCAGAUCUGAUAAUUGAAAAGAAAAUCUGCGACUGGGGAUCAGACCCAACUACUCGUCUGCCACCUGAACCUACAAGUAGUAAAUCGAAAUCAUCUAAAAGCUUCUAUACAAAAUCCGGUCCCAGUAAAGUGAAAUUGACUGUUAAAGGUGGAACAGCUGUUGAUCCUGAUUCUGGCCUAGAAAAAAAAGCGCAUGUGUACCAAGAAGAUGGUGACAAAUACACUGUAGUGUUGGGCAUAGUUGACAUACAAAAACAAAGAAACAGUUACUACAAAUUACAACUAUUGAAAUCGGACAAAGGAGAUUCUUAUUGGGUCUUUAGGUCAUGGGGUCGUACUGGAACAACUAUAGGAUCCAAUAAAGUGGAUUCAUUUGCUAGUUUGCAUUUAGCAAAAAGUGAGUUUUGUAGACUCUAUGAAGAAAAGAGUGGAAAUAUGUGGGAGGAUAGACAUGACUUUGUUAAGGUUCCCGGUAAAAUGUAUCCUAUCGAUAUUGAUUAUGGUGAAGAAGAAAUGAAAAAUAUCGAUGUUACUGAUGCUCCUAGUAACCUGGAGAAAGGAGUUUCCGAUCUAAUGAGAAUGAUUUUCGAUGUAAAACAAAUGAAACAGACAAUGCUGGAACUAGAAUUAGACACUGAAAAAAUGCCUUUGGGAAAACUGAGCAAAAAACAAAUACUUAGUGCAUAUGGAGUUCUGACUGAAUUGCAGAAAUCUUUGGAUUCGAAAAAUGUCCAGGAAAAUAAAUUCAUAGAUGGUACCAACAGGUUCUAUACAUUCAUUCCACACAAUUUUGGUGUUGACAAUCCCCCUCUGCUGAAAACCCCAGAGAUGAUAAAGCAAAAAAUCGAAAUGCUUGAUAGUCUGAUGGAACUUGAGGUUGCAUAUAGUUUACUGAAAUCUGCUGGAUCAGAUUCGUCCUUGGAUCAUUAUUAUUCAAAAUUAAAUACCGAAAUAAAAUCCAUUCCCAAGACCAGCGAAGAAUUCGAACUUAUCCAAGAAUAUGUUAAAAAUACACAUGCAGAAACUCAUCAAAGUUAUGAACUUGAAAUAUUGGAUCUGUUUGAUGUAAAAAGACAAGGGGAAGAAAAGAGGUUCAAACCAUUUAAAAAAUUACAUAAUCGCAUGCUCUUGUGGCACGGCAGUAGGACUACAAAUUUCGGCGGUAUUUUAUCACAAGGGUUGCGUAUCGCACCCCCAGAAGCUCCAUCUACUGGUUACAUGUUUGGUAAAGGUAUUUACUUUGCCGACAUGGUUUCGAAAUCAGCAAAUUAUUGUUUCACUUCUCCCGGAAACAAUCAUGGUCUUAUGCUGUUGUGUGAGGUUGCUUUAGGAAAUAUGCAUGAGUUGACCAAAGCUAAAUAUAUUGAAAAAUUGCCUUCUGGAAAACAUAGUACUAAAGGUUUGGGGAAAACGGCACCUGAUCCAAAGCAGUCUAAAAAAUUGGAAGAUGUAGAAGUUCCUUUGGGUAAACCCAUUAAGAUAUCUGGUCUUGAUGGUGGACAUUUACUUUAUAAUGAAUACAUUGUCUAUGAUGUUGCCCAAGUAAAAGCGAAGUACCUGGUCAAACUGAAUUUCAAAUAUAAGUAUUAACUGUUAUCAAUUUAUGCUUUAUUGAAAGUACUUUUUUAUGUACUUGUUACUUAAAGUAGCCUGCUAUAUUAUAACAUAUACUCAAAUUGAGGAAAAUAAUUCUCUCAAAGUUUACGUUUUUUUAUGUUAUUAUAAGAUGUUGGUUUAUUAUUAUACUUGUACUUGUUGUAGUUUUCUUUUUGAUUUUCUCAUUUUAAAAUAUUGAUCUGAGAAAAAAAUUUAAUCUAUAAUUAUACUUGUUGUAGUUUGUACUUUUUCAUUGAAUAUAUUUUUGGAAAUUG